Messenger RNA from Rhipicephalus sanguineus (brown dog tick), 663 nucleotides. RefSeq lists its product as uncharacterized. Gene Ontology annotation, molecular function: nucleic acid binding. The transcript has a single exon. The record is from RefSeq and is a predicted model, not a curated record. Bases 1 to 663 code for a protein of 220 amino acids. Lineage: Eukaryota; Metazoa; Arthropoda; Arachnida; Ixodida; Ixodidae.
AUGCAGCGCGAAGGCAGGAAAGUGGCGCUGGUGCUCGACAGCUGCACCGCCCAUCAUACCGCCCACAAGCUGUCGAACGUGGAGAUUUUUUUCCUCCCUCCCAACACCACUGCGGGCUUGCAACCCAUGGGCGCAGGAGUCAUUGCUUGCUUCAAGGCGCUGUAUCGGCGUUCUGUUUUGAGCAGGCUGGCGCUGAACCUGGACAUCUCCAUACGUGAACGCCGACCUGCGCCGGACUUCAAGGUUUCGCUCCUGAUGGCCGUGCAGUUCAUUUUUGCGGCAUCGGUAGAAGUCGGCUCCUCCACCAUCGCGAAUUGCUUCUGUAAGGUGGGCUUUGCUGGGAAUUCCAGUGAGGCGGAAGUGGAAGGCCGCGACGCUCCUGCCGACGCAGAAAUGACCGAACUUUGGUCGUCGGUGAACGGUGGUGGAGACGCGUCGGGACUUUAUGAGUUUUUGCACGCCGACGGCGCAGUAGCAAUAAAUGAGGACCUCACCGACGAGGCGAUUGUCGCUGCGGACAUCGGCGCGGAAGACGACAGCAGUGACGACGAGGGGGAACCGGAACCCAUGCAGGUUGUGUCGCAUCAGGAAGAGUUGCAAAUGAUCGACUCCCUGCGCGAUUUUGUGUUUGCUAAAACCUUCCGCUCGCCACGCGCCGGUUGA